This is a messenger RNA of Parathielavia appendiculata, 4464 nucleotides long. RefSeq lists its product as uncharacterized. The record is from RefSeq and is a predicted model, not a curated record. Gene Ontology annotation, biological process: negative regulation of transcription by RNA polymerase II. Gene Ontology annotation, cellular component: chromatin; Sin3-type complex. The transcript is spliced from 6 exons. Gene Ontology annotation, molecular function: transcription corepressor activity. Lineage: Eukaryota; Fungi; Ascomycota; Sordariomycetes; Sordariales; Chaetomiaceae. Bases 1 to 4464 code for a protein of 1487 amino acids.
AUGAGUAACCAGCCGCUGCAUGCCGGUACCGGCUUCGAGCGCGAGCGCGACCCCGACGAUCAGCGCCAUCGCCCUCAUCAUCAGGACGAUCUUACCCGUCGAGACAGAGAGGCCCGUGAACGCGACCGUGAACGCGAACGUGAGCGGGACCGCGAGCGAGACGAAGCCGACCGCCAGCACCGCGAAACUUACCCUCCCACCGCUCCCCAUCACAGCACCGCCGGCUCCCUCCCAAUCCACCAGCCUGUCGCGUCCAGGAUUUCAAGCUCUAUCACGGGGCCCGGCGGUCUUCUCGCGAACCACGGGGUCUCUGCCCCGUCACUUCCCAUCGGCGGCCCUUCUGCACCUGCCCCUGGCUUCGCCGGCUCGCUACACGGCGGCGAACCUGGUCGGGCUCCUCAACAGGGAGCCCCGGGAGGUGCAUCGGCACCUCAACAUCAGAUAUUUGCGCCGAUGGCUCACGGUCCAGGCGGUCCCAGUGGCCCCAACAAUCCUCUUGGAGCACCGGGCGGCCCCAGCGCCAUGUUUGGGGGUCCUCUUCAACAGGAAAAUGGACGAGGAAUACCGCAGGAAGGUGUUAGGGCUAUGCAGCAAUUACCCUUUGGCUCCAAUAUGGGCCCCGGGCAUGCCAUGCCUGCUGGCCCUGGCGGGAUGCCCCAAGGGCAGCAACCCAUCCUCAACGAUGCGCUUAGUUACCUUGAUCAAGUAAAGGUCCAGUUUCAUGAUCACCCCGAUGUCUACAACAGGUUCCUGGACAUUAUGAAAGAUUUCAAGAGCCAGACGAUCGACACACCCGGGGUCAUCAACAGAGUAUCGGAACUCUUUGCUGGUCAUCCUAACCUAAUUCAAGGGUUCAACACUUUUCUGCCUCCCGGAUAUCGAAUUGAAUGUGGCCUCGAAAACAAUCCAAAUAGCAUCCGCGUCACCACACCCUCAGGCUCGAUGAUCCACUCGAUCGGCGCAGGACGAGCAGGCCAGCACGAGGCGCAGCCGGCGGCGGGCCCUACACAGGGCUUUCUCACUACGAGGCCCGGCUGGCAGCCGCCUCUGCCGCACGGUGCGGAGAGCCCGGAAGCGACCUUUAGCGUACCGGUGCAGAACGGCCCUUCGGGUUUUCCUGGGCCCAGCCAGGCUGCUUCGUUCGACGGUACGAGUCCGGUCCAGCAGAGAUCGGUGCCCGCCCCCCAAAACAGCACCCCCAUCAACCACGCGCCGGCUCCACGCAACGCGCACACCCCGACACCUGCCGCUGGCCCGCCCAGCUCAAACGGCGGCGCUACACAGCAAGCUAGUCUGGAGAAGCGCGGUCCCGUGGAGUUCAAUCACGCCAUCAGCUAUGUCAACAAGAUCAAGAACCGUUUCCAGGAUAAACCCGAAAUUUACAAGCAGUUCCUCGAAAUUCUCCAGACAUACCAACGCGAGCAAAAACCGAUUCAGGACGUUUACUCGCAGGUCACCAGUCUUUUCCACACGGCGCCCGACCUUCUUGAAGACUUCAAGCAAUUUCUCCCCGAGUCUGCCGCACAAACCCGAUCCGCUGGCCAGCGACCCGAGGAGAGCAUGGCCAUGGCUGUUUCUACGCCGACGCCGCAGCCGGGACAUAUCGCUCGCGAUGGGCCCAAGAUGCCUCCGGUGGGCAACUUUGCACCCCCGGCAAGCGCAAGCAAAGAAAGCAAAAAGCGACGACCCGAAAAGGGUGCCGUGGCUGGCCCUUCGGCUUCUGAGCAGCCGCAAACCUCGGCGUUGCGAGGAACCGGUCCCGCCGCUCCGCCUGCCAACAAACGGGCCAAGCUGUCGCACAAGCCCAGUACCGCCGAGACGGCCUUCAUCGAGCCCACAUUGACGCCGGUCAUGCCCGAGCCGUUAGCGUCCACGCCGCUGGCCGUGUCGACCCAAGACGACCUGGCCUUCUUCGAGAAGGUCAAGAAACACAUCGGCAACCGGACAGCGAUGACAGAGUUCCUCAAACUUUUGAACCUAUGGACUCAGGAUCUGAUCACCAAGGAAGUCCUGGUUUACAAGGCGAACCAAUUCAUGGGUGGCAAUCCUGAACUUCUCAAUGCCCUCAAGGCUAUGAUUCGGCAAGAUGUUGCCGACGAGGCCAUCGAGAACCGGCCCGAGCCGCCAACAGGCCGUGUAUCCCUCAGUAACUGUCGCGGCUUCGGCCCCAGCUACCGACUUCUGCCAAAGCGAGAGCGGCUCAAGCCCUGCUCAGGGCGCGAUGAGCUCUGCCAGUCGGUGCUCAACGACGAAUGGGCCUCUCAUCCGACGUGGGCGUCCGAGGAUUCUGGCUUCGUCGCCCAUCGCAAGAACGCCUACGAGGAAAGCCUUCACCGCAUCGAGGAGGAGCGGCACGAUUACGACUUUUUCAUCGAGGCGAACCAGAAGUGCAUCCAGCUUCUGGAACCGAUCGCACAGCAGAUGCUCUCGCUGCCUGCGUCGGAGCGGCCCAACUUUAAAAUGCCUGCGGGGCUUGGCGGACAGAGCACAUCCAUCUAUAAGAGGGUCUUGAAGAAGAUAUACGGCCCUGACAAGGGCUGCGAGGUGGCCAACGACAUGUUCAAGCACCCGUUUACUGUCGUCCCAGUCGUCAUGGCGCGUCUGAAGCAGAAGGAUGAAGAGUGGCGGUUUACCCAGCGAGAGUGGGAGAAGGUUUGGCAGAGCCAGACAGAGGUCAUGCACCUGAAGAGCCUGGACCACAUGGGCAUACAGGUCAAGACCAACGACAAACGUAGCCUCUCAGCGAAGCAUCUCGUUGACCUCAUCAAAACCAAGCACGAAGAACAGCGUCGUAUCCGGGUUGCCAAGGGCAAGACUCCGCGCUAUCAGUUCGCAUAUGGUUUCUCGGACGAGGAACUUAUCUUGGACCUGCUCCGGUUUAUGGUCAUGUUUGCCACCAACGGAGGCCAGCAUAACGCGCAGGAGCGGAGGCGCAUCCUCGAGUUCAUUGAGUCUUUUAUCCCCCAGUUCUUUGACCUCCCGGAGGACAAGGUGCAGGAGAAGCUCGUCGACAUUGACCAGGACUCGGCCGAGGAGGACGAGGAUGAUGCGACUCCGGUUGAACUUAGCAACGGCCGCAGCCGUCGCAACGGCAAGAAGUCGGACCUCCUCCGCGGCGUACUCGACCCUGGCCGCAACGGCAGCCGGCCCCGUGGCCAGAAAGAGGAUAGCGCGGCGUCGGGCAGCAAGGAGACGACUCCGGAUGUGGGAUCGGCAAACGAGGAAGAGAUGCCGGAUGCGCCGGAAGACUCAUCCGUUCCGGAGGUGUCGAACGGGCGCUGGCUGCCCACGGUUCCUGGACCCAUCAUUGUGGAGAAGAGCAAGGGCGGGCGUGGAUCGGACCUCGUCGACGUUGACGGCGAGCUCAAGGCAGAUGCGCCGUUCCGACGGCACUGGUACAAUUUCUAUUGUAACCAGAACAUCUAUGUCUUCUUCACCGUUUUCCAAACUCUGUUCAAGCGGCUCGAGGAGGUCAAGCAGAGCAAGGACAGCGUCCUGGAGGAGAUUCGGCGCGAGAACGCGGAGAAGCCGGCUAAGAUUUUGGGUCUUGUCCACGAGGGCUUGCAUUACUUUGACAGCGAGGACUCCUCGACCUUCUGGCCCAAGACGGUGGAGUUGAUCGAGGAUUUCAUCACAGGCGAGAUCGACGAAAACCGGUUCCAGGAUGUCCUGCGGCACUACUACCUUGCCAAGGGCUGGAAGCUCUACACGAUCCAGGACCUCCUGAAGACGCUAUGUCGGAUCGCGCUGAGCUGCAACAACCCCGACGCCAAGGGCGAGAAGACCAAGGACCUGGUCAAGGCAUACCUGGAUAGUCGACAGCAGACCGAGACGAGCUUCCAGAAUGAAAUCAGCGCGCGCAAGUUUGCCGAGAAGUGCAUCAAGGACGGCGAGAUGUUUGUGAUUGCUUGGUACCCCGGUAAGAAGGAGGCAACGGUGCGGUGGUUGCAAAAGGAUGAGACGACAUUCUACAUGGACGAGAUGGAGCGGAUCCAGCAGUGGCAGUACUACAUCUCGUCGUACAUGCGCAUCGAGCACACCGAAGGCAUCGUGCGGUCGCGGCUGCAGAAGGUGCUGCUGGAGCGGAACCUGCCGUCGGACGCCAAGGACUCGUCCGAGGAGGGGUACUCGCCCAAGCCGCUGGUCAUCCACGAGGGUCUGGUGGUUAGGAUCUGCCUGAACUCGUCCAAGAUGGUGUUUGAGAGCGGCACGGCCGACUACUUUGCCUACAACACGGCGCGGCCCGGGACAGCCGACGAAGAGCGCGACGAGGAGGCCAAGCGGGCGUUCCGCCGCGAGAUUCGCGCCGAGAAGCUCAAGGAGAAGAUGGUCACUAACAAUGCGUGGAUGAAGGGCCUUAGCCACGAGGACGUGCAGAAGGCGAACAACGAGUACCAGAAGUGGAAGGAGGGUGAUGUUUCGCUGCCGCCGGAGGAGGAGGCGGACGUCACAAUGGAAGGCUAG